GCCCUGGCCUUCUCAUCCCUCGUCAACGGGCACAUGAUGCUCCUCAAUCCAGCUCCUCUCCGCGCCAAAAACAACCCACACUCCAAACAAUCUGCUAUUGACUACUCAUAUACAUCACCUCUUUCCGGUCCAUCUCAAUUUCCCUGCAAAGGCUACUUGGUGGACAUGUCUGAUCCCAGCGGAGCUGGCGCCUCAGUACAGACCUACACUGCUGGUGCUGCCUCCUCAUUUUCGGUAACCGGUGGCGCUACUCACGGUGGAGGGUCUUGCCAAAUCACACUCGCAUAUCCUGCCGAUAACUUCAGGAAAUUUACCGUCAUCCAUAGCUACGAAGGUUCUUGUCCCCUGAGCGAUGGUCAAGAAUUUCCGUUCACAGUACCAGCUGACGCGCCCACUGGCCGCGCUGCUUUCGUCUGGACGUGGUACAACAAGAUCGGUAACCGUGAGAUAUACCAAGAUGCUGCCGCAGUAACAAUCAUAGCAGGCACAGGAAGCACCCCAGACAUUCCCUUCUCGGAAAGACCUGAUAUUUUCGUCGCCAAUAUGGGGUCUUGCACCACCAUAGAAGGCACAGAAGUUAUCUUCCCGGACCCAGGACCUGAUGUCACUCGCAUGUUAUCAAACACGAUGGCUAGCACCAUGUCCAGUACCAUCAAAGGAGUCUGCUUACCAGUAAACGGCAUUGGGAACUCUGGAGGCUCCAACGGAAAUGCAGGACCGGGUGUUGCUUCAUCAAGUUUGAGCAUGCCGCCUCCUACCCAAGCGACUGCUACCCUAGCAAGCAGCGCAAGCUUCUUCACUGCUUUGCCAACCUCUGCA
Molecule: messenger RNA, 819 nt
Organism: Mollisia scopiformis
Lineage: Eukaryota; Fungi; Ascomycota; Leotiomycetes; Helotiales; Mollisiaceae
Exons: 1
Source: RefSeq, a predicted model, not a curated record